UCAGGACCCUGCAUCCACUAUAUCUGGUCUCCUGCAGCCAUCUUUCUUUUAUUUUCACCCAGCAAUCCUGCCAUUAAAGUGUUACUAAACCCAGGACCCUGCAUUCACUAUAUCUGGUCUCCCACAGUACACACAACAUGGAAGUGCAAUUAUUUUAGUAAAUAUAAACUGCUAAAUACCUUUUCUCUUCAGCAGUUAGAUCAGUCUUGUGACUUCUAUCAGUGUUCAGCAGAGCACUGGUUAAAGCUUGCAGGAGGAGUUUUCAUUUUGCUCUAG
Molecule: messenger RNA, 276 nt
Organism: Staurois parvus
Lineage: Eukaryota; Metazoa; Chordata; Amphibia; Anura; Ranidae
Source: the annotation of a GenBank genome assembly